Molecule: messenger RNA, 1677 nt
Organism: Trichoplax adhaerens
Lineage: Eukaryota; Metazoa; Placozoa; Uniplacotomia; Trichoplacea; Trichoplacidae
Exons: 1
Coding region: 1-1677 (558 amino acids)
Source: RefSeq, a predicted model, not a curated record
AUGGAUAAAAAAGAACACAUCGAAAGAUUAUUUGACGAGCGAGGUAAAAAUGAUAAAAAUUCUACUACCUUAGCUAACACUCUAGACAAAGAUAUCCAAACUGUUUUUAACAGUCCCGAGAAAUUCGCUCUAGAAUUACUACAAAACGCUGAUGAUGCUGCUAUCGAUAAUCAACCUAUACAUGUUACAUUCCAAAUCAAUCAACGAUACUUAGCCUUUUCUCAUACCGGUAGACAUUUCGAUUAUCAAGAUGUCGAAGCUAUUUGUGAUAACGCACAACAACAGUUUACACGGAAGAAAACCGAUUUAAGCAAGACUGGCUUUAAAGGAAUCGGAUUUAAGUCUGUAUUUGUAAUAUCGUAUCGUGUCUAUAUUAUAUCUAGAAAUUAUUGUUUCCGAUUUGAUCGCGAUUAUGCAAAAUGGCGUAAUAACGAUAGCGAUAGAUUUAGACGUUAUCCUUGGCAAAUUACGCCUAUUUGGACACAGCAAAAUCAAUUACCGAAAGUAUUUGAACUGAAUAAGUCACAUGUUACUUUCCUAUUUCAACUAGUCGACGAAACUCGAUCUGUGAAUAAUGUUGAAAAGGUAUAUAACGCACUUAAAAUACUGAUGCAAACACCUAAUACUAUCUUGUUCUUACGUAACAUACAAGAAAUUACAAUUCGUCAACAUAAUCGUAUCGAUUCUAUUCAAUUAAGAAAGUUAUUCGAUACGUCUAAUCAAUACGAAUUAUAUGUAAACGAUACAUUGAAGAGUAAAUGGUUAAUUCGAUCCGACGAACAACAAAUUCCUAACGAAAUCCAUCAAAAGUUACAGCGACUACCCGAUCAAGAAUGUCCGACUAAACUUAAACAAGCAACAUCAGUUAAUCUCAAAUUUGCAUUCCUAUUCGGCGAAGAAGGAACGUUAAAAGCCCAUCAUAAAGCAGUACUAUUUUGCUAUCUACCUACACAAAUGUACUCCGGUUUACCGUUUCUAGUCAAUGGCGACUUCUUACUUAGUGCAGAUCGAACACAAUUAUUAACUAAUAUAUGGAAUGAAUAUAUGUUUCGAUGCAUAGCUAAGUUUCAUAUCGCUUUAUUACAUGAAUUUGCUCUAAAUGAAUAUUAUUGUGAUCACGUUUUAUUACUUUUAACACGCCGAUUAAAAGGGACUAUAUCGCAACAAUUUACCGACGUAUACAGUAGUACUAUCGAUAUUGAACUAGCAAAAAUCGCCUUCAUACCUUCUCAUAUUAAUCAGUGGCAAUUACUGAAAUGGGGCGAAGCUAUUUCGGACGAUUUAGGAUUCUUUGAGGCAUUUCCAAGUAUUGAUUUAACGAAACGUAAAUUGAUUGCAAGCUACAGAUUAGAAAAUCAGAGUAAAUUACUUAGCCACUUUACUUUACUUAAACUAACAGAAAAUUUAGAACAAUAUAGCGAAAUCUGUAUAGAGAAAUCAUGCUAUGGAAAACUUAUAGAAUUUCUGAUAAAUACCUGUUCAUCAUUCGGAUAUACAGAUAGAGAAUUACGAACACACAUGCAAAAAAUAUCGUUUCUAUUGACGGAUCAAAAUAAAUUAUCUAACAGUUCUGCUGUCUAUCUACCAGUCAGUAGGAAAUUGAAAGAAUACCCAUCAAUUUUAGGAAUUGACUUUAUACAUCCUGCCAUGCUUGAGAUUCCCGAUUCAGUCAAAUAG